Schistosoma guineensis is the source of this 3798-nucleotide messenger RNA. The record is from the annotation of a GenBank genome assembly. NCBI's taxonomy places the organism in Eukaryota, Metazoa, Platyhelminthes, Trematoda, Strigeidida, Schistosomatidae.
AUGGACCUUUUCGAAGAGAAAGUUCGUCUACAUGAAUCUACAACGGAAGUUGGUGGGCUCAUAAUAACUAAGUCAAAAGAAAAUUUCAAACAACCUCAAAAGUCCUUAUUUGGACUUGAUAAGUUGGCGGCAAAAAAGCGACAGGAAUCUGAGGAUCUUAAUCUACAGUUUAACAAGCGCGAUGUUACUAAUAAAGAAAGGUUCUAUAGGGAAAGGCGCGUUGAAACCCCUUCCAAUCGUGGGGGUGUUAGCAAAGAAUAUUUCGAUUCUCAGGCAAGAAGGCGUGAGCGUGACCAGAAAGAACGCUUAAAAACCGGUCUUGUAUCAACAUCCAGAAAAAUUGGUGAGAACUACUCAGACUCUCGAAAAUCAUCAGACUAUUCUCGCAUUGAAUUAGUCAGAGAAAAAGAAUCUCUCAGCACUCGACAUCGGAGAGAAGCAGAAUGGGAAGAUGAAACACCUAAUCACAGCAGUCGGGAAAAUAGAAGUACUACUGGAACAAGUAUUAACCGAUUUGAAACUCCUGAAAUAUAUAAUGUUGGGGGACGGUCUCCAGGACAUUCUAGCUGGGAUGAUUCUGGUUUAGGAUCUAGUCGAUCUACUACCCCUCGUACUACCGGAUCACUAGCUCGUAAUUCCAAUAAUGAUCGAUAUACCUAUACUCCUAUGCCUACUCCAAGUUUUAAGCAUAAUUCAUGGAUGCAAUCAAAUAAAAAUAACACAGGGAGUUCGGACUCCAGAAAACAGCAUUCGGGUCGUCAUACUCAUGGCCAGUCUUAUGCACAAGUUUCCAGUGAAAACGAAGGCGAUAGUGUGAAACCUGAUCCUACUGAGAUAGAGGAAGAUGGUGAUGAUAUUAAGGCUGAAAAUGAACGCUUAGAUCGUAAUUGGUAUCAAAUGGAUGAUGGCUAUGAUAAUGAUAACCAUCCGUUUUCUGAUAUUCCUGAAGAGUAUGCUGCUAAAAAGGAACGUCAAUUAGCAGAACGUAAAAAACGACAUAAACAACGCUUAACUGCAAAAGCUGUCCAAGUUCAUAAAGAUAAUCAAGCAUGGGAACAUAAUCGUAUGUUAAGAUCUGGAGUUGUUCAACGAGUAGAUUUUGAACAAGAUGAAGAUUUCGAUGAAGAAGGUGAAGCUAGAGUUCACUUAUUAGUUCGUAAUAUACUUCCACCAUUUUUGGAUGGACGAAUUGUUUUCACUCGUCAACCUGAACCUAUUAUUCCUGUCAAGGACCCAGAGAGUAUAAUGGCCAAAGUUGCGCAGAAAGGCAGUGCCAUUGUGAAAUACUUUCGAGAACAAAAAGAACGUAAAAGAGCACAAAAGAAAGAAUGGCAAUUGGCUGGUACGCGUAUAGGGGAAGUUAUGGGUAUAAAACCUCCGGAAGAACAGGAUAAUUGGACAGAGAAAUCACAUCGUGAUGCACAGACAUUUGCCGAUAAAGUAGGAGAUAUGAAAUCUGAAGCAGUUAGCGAGUUUGCUACACGAAAAACCAUUGUGGAACAACGACAAUACUUACCAGUAUUUUCCGUAAGGACAUCCUUACUGAGAAUGAUUAAAGAACAUCAAAUUGUAGUGAUUGUUGGCGAAACUGGAAGUGGUAAAACUACUCAAUUAACUCAAUAUUUACAUGAAGAUGGUUUUACAACUUAUGGCAUGGUUGGUUGUACUCAACCACGUCGUGUUGCUGCUAUGUCUGUUGCUCGACGAGUUGCUGAAGAAAUGAAUGUACGUUUAGGUGAAGAAGUUGGUUAUGCUAUAAGAUUCGAAGAUUGUACUUCUUCUUCCACUCUAAUUAAAUAUAUGACUGAUGGAAUUCUAUUGCGUGAGUCACUACGUGAAUCUGAUCUUGAUCCAUACUCUGCAAUUAUCAUGGAUGAAGCGCAUGAAAGGUCUUUAAAUACUGAUGUAUUAUUUGGAUUGUUACGUGAAGUCGUUAGUAGGCGUAAUGAUUUACGUCUUUUAAUCACUUCUGCUACAAUGGACGCAGAAAGAUUUGCUCAGUUUUUUGGUGAUUGUCCUAUUUUUCGAAUACCUGGCCGAACAUUUCCUGUUGAUACACAAUUCAGUAAAACAACAGUAAUGGAUUAUGUAGAUGCAUCUGUGAAACAAGCGAUUCAGGUCCAUUUAGGUUCACCAACAGAUGGUGAUAUACUCAUUUUUAUGCCUGGUCAAGAAGAUAUUGAGGUGACAUGUGAACUAAUUGCUGAACGUUUGAGUAACUUGGAUGAAGCUCCUCCACUGUCCAUCCUCCCCAUUUAUUCUCAGUUACCGAGCGAUCUUCAAGCAAAAAUAUUUAUGAAGGCUGAAAAUGGUGUCCGAAAAUGUGUCGUGGCAACAAAUAUUGCUGAAACCUCAUUAACUGUUGAUGGGAUACGUUAUGUGAUCGAUUGUGGUUAUUGUAAAUUGAAAGUUUUCAACCCUAAAAUUGGUAUGGAUGCAUUACAAAUAUUUCCAAUUAGUCAAGCUAAUGCUAAUCAACGUGCUGGUCGUGCUGGUAGAACUGGUCCAGGAGUGUGUUACCGUUUAUACACUAUAAGUCAGUUUCAAGAUGAAAUGCUUAUCACAUCUGUUCCAGAAAUUCAGAGAACUAAUCUGGCCAAUGUUGUUCUCUUAUUAAAAUCUUUGGGUGUUCAAGAUUUAAUGCGAUUUCAUUUCAUGGAUGCUCCUCCACAGGAUAACAUAUUGAAUUCAAUGUAUCAACUAUGGAUUUUCGGUGCUCUUGAUAAUACUGGUAGUUUAACAAAUUUAGGUCGUCAAAUGGUUGAAUUUCCAUUGGAUCCAGCUUUGUCUAAAUUAUUAAUUAUUUCCUGUGAUAUGAAUUGUUCUGAAGAGAUUCUGACCAUUGUAUCAAUGCUCUCUGUGCCAAGUGUAUUCUACAGACCAAAAGGUCGUGAAGAAGAAUCAGAUAAUGCAAGAGAGAAAUUCCAAGUCCCAGAAUCUGAUCAUUUAACACUAUUGAACGUUUUCACUCAAUGGCGUAAAUCAGGUUAUUCAUCAGCAUUUUGUGCAAAACACUUUUUACACUUAAAAGCUAUGCGUAAAAUUCGUGAGGUUCGACAACAAAUGAAAGAAAUCAUGGAACAACACAACAUGAAUUUACAAUCGAUCGGCAGUGAUUGGGAUGUUGUGCGUGAAUGUUUAUGUGCUACUUUCUUCCAUCAAGCUGCUCGUAUCAAGGGUUUAGGUGAAUAUGUGAAUUUACGGACUGGUAUGCCUUGUCAUCUACAUCCAACUAGUGCUCUAUAUGGAAUGGGUUACACUCCAGACUAUGUUAUUUAUCAUGAAUUAAUUAUGACAACAAAAGAAUAUAUGCAAUGUGUUACAUCUGUCGAUGGUAAUUGGCUAGCUAAAGUUGGUCCUAUGUUUUACAGUGUUAAAGAUCCUAACCUUACUCGGUUGGAACGAAAGCGACAAGCUGAAGAACAACUCGUAGAAAUGGAAAAUGAAAUGCGUCUGGCUGAAGAACAGCUUUCUCGUCGACGUGAAGAACUUUCAGCAUCUAUUGGUUCAAGUCGUUUGCGACCAAUAAUUACACCUGGUAUGCGCACUCCUGGUACUCCUUUGUCGAGUGAACACUUGCAGGAUCCUGAACAAGUUGAAGAAGCUUUGGGCAUUUUAAAAGAUGACAAAGAAUUUGAGGAAUUCGAAAAAGAAACUUGGACAGCAUCAGAGGAAGAGAUUUCGGAUCUGCAAGUAUGGGAUGAUAAAUGGGAUUGUGAAGUUGAGAUAGAUGACCAGUUUACUCAAUAUUUAAGACAAGAACUGACCAAACUUGGCCACUUACACGAAACUAAUUAA